Nycticebus coucang (slow loris) is the source of this 3019-nucleotide messenger RNA. RefSeq names its product coiled-coil domain containing 116 (gene CCDC116). The record is from RefSeq and is a predicted model, not a curated record. The transcript has 5 exons. Bases 186 to 2450 code for a protein of 754 amino acids. Lineage: Eukaryota; Metazoa; Chordata; Mammalia; Primates; Lorisidae. Gene Ontology annotation, cellular component: centrosome.
CGCAGUAUGCAAAUGAGCAAGCGGGGCGAUCGCCUGGCCGCUCCAGCUCACUGUGCCGCCGCCCUGGUGCGGGCGCACACCGCGCGGGCCGGGGCGCAGCUAGGCGGGGCCUCUGAGAAGCGUCUGCAGCUGUGCUGUGAAAUUGAAGACAGAGGUUGUGGGCUGUGGGCCUGGUCUCCCACACCAUGGCUAACUGCCGCCACCACUCUGGAUAUUUGGCCGAUGACGAGGCGGGCCACUCCACGUAUGUGACACGGGUUCAGCCACCCAAGAAAUCAGUGUUCCUGGACAUGGGGCCAACCUCCAAGUUGGGCCGUGAACCACACCCACCAUCCACAUAUGCCAGCCCAGCGCUCCGAUGCCACCGCCAAAAGAGGACGUCCCCUCAGCCCUUUGGUAGCUUCCUGGAUUUCCUGACUGAGGGCCAAGUGCUGGAGAGCCUGCAGACGGUGGUGGAGGAGGCAGCUGAGCGCAUGGCUGCCAUGAAAACAGAGGCUGGGCUGCCACUGGUGGAGGUGCAGGACCCAAUGGAGAUGCCAAGUGUCAGGCACCGGGUGCAUGCCCGGCCCAGCCUCAAGACCGUGCACCGGCACCGUGCUCAGCCCAGCCUCUGCAUGGGCCGCCCCAACAACUACCCCUCCUGCUCCAGCUCCAUGUCCGACUCCCAAAGCAGCCUCAUGGCUGGCUGCCUGGGCUCCCACAGCCGAGACAGUGACCUAGGUGCUCAUGGCUUAGGCUCACUGCCACCUAUGAGGGACAAGCUCCUGCUGGAGAAGAACCUCAAGCGACUGCUGAGGCUGGAAAACAAAGGGAAAGGCCUGAGUCAGUCCUGCUCCCGGAGGGACUCCCUCCUGUGGGACUCCCUGGACAGCCAGACCAGCAGCCUGGGGAACCGGGAGCAGCCCCUGUCCUGGUUCUCAGGGCUUCUGGGCUCGAGUUCAGACAUACCUGAAGCGUCAGACCUGGGACCUGGAGAGCAGGAGCUGAUCUUUCUCCAGCGAGAGUUCAACAAGGAGCUCAAGUCUCGACUGAGUCAGCUGUCAUCCUUCAACCUGCCUGGCUACUGUUCCCUCCGAGAGCCUCAUCACACCCUGGACUUCCUGGCCAAGCACCAGCUCUUCCCAGCCCUGCAGAGCGUGGUCAGCCAGGCUGUGGACAAGCUCAGUGGUGCCUACCGCCGUGAUGGCUGCCCUCUCUUCCCCGCCAACUUCCAGGCCACUUCAGAGCUACCAUCUGACUUCAUUGAGCCGCCACUGACAGGUCGCCGAAGUUCGCCGAACUCCAAGUUGGCUGAAACCACCACUGACAGGGAGGAACCCUGCAAUUCCCUCCAUACCACAGGCUCCAGCCCCAAGAUGACUUCCAAAAAAAGCAAGGGCAAACAGGGCACCCCCUCUAUCCUUAGUGCCCCUGUGGCCACCAGAUUCAGGCUCAAGGAGACACCCACAGAAGAGUCAAAUUUCCCAAAGAAGAAGCCGGUGCCCUCCAUCUCACCCCGGUCCACCACGUCCCGCCACUGCAGCCCCUGGUAUGAGGAGCUCAUGAACUUCCUGACGCAGCAAGCGGUCUCCCUGCUCAUCUGCAAGUACAAGUUCGAGAACAGGCUCAAUAAGCAACUGGGCCUCAUCUCCUUCCCCAUCGCUGAGACUCUCAUGGACCUUGCCUUGGGCUUCAAGAAGGUGAAAGGUUCUCACAUCCGCCUGUCCUCAAAGGUCGACUGGACCUGCCUUUUGCGCAAGCUGGAGGAAGCCGACAAGGCCCGGAACGCCUCUCGUAUCAGUGACAGGCGCAGCACAGAGUCUGUUUCCUCGAGGUCCCCCUCUGCACGCUUCUCCUCCACAAGGUUCUCCUCCACGAAGCCCCCCUCCACACAGGUCUCCUCCACGAAGCCCCCCUCCACGCAGGCCUCCUCCACCAAGCCCCCCUCUACGCAGGCCUCCUCCACCAAGCCCCCCUCCACGCAGGCCUCCUCCACCAAGCCCCCCUCCACGCAGGCCUCCUCCACAAAGCCCCCCUCCACGCAGGCCUCCUCCACCAAGCCCCCCUCUGUGCAGCCCGAGCUGGCCACUGACAAGGACCAACCCCAGGCUGUGGAGUCCCACCACAGCUUCCACGCUGACUUGCUGGCCAGCCAGCCACUCAGCUCUCAGGAGCCGGUGACAGCUGAGGACCAGACGCUCAUGAGCCUGUCGGAGCCCAAGCUUUCCGUGUCCUCUGGCAUUGGUGUGGGCUCCAGUGCCCCCAAGUCCCAGGAAACAGUGAACAUCAAAGACAGCGAUGACAGAAUUGAGAUUGAGGACGAGGAUGAGGACAAGGACGAGGAUGAGUUUGAGGAUGAGUUCGAGGAUGAGGACGAGGAUGAGGCCUCCUUCAAAGAUGAAAGCAUGUCCCAGAGCGAGGAAUCUUUAGUCAGGCACUCUGUGGAUAUGGGUCAGAGUGACCCCCCAUGAGGUCUCUGCAAGCCACACUGACCACUUGAUCCCCUGUGGCUUCUCCUGCUCCUUCAUAGAGUUCUGCCCACCCAGCAGCCCCUGCCCUAAGCAGGGGUCAGCAUGAGCUGAAUGCCCAUGGGGAGCUCUCUGAGACCCUCAGGCAAGCUAACCAGAGAAACAGAAUUAAAGCCUGUGUUGACAGAGCACGGUUUUCAUGUCCUGAGAUUUCAGCUUCUCUUUCCAUGCACUUGCCCUCAGGUAGCGCCAUCAGUGGGCUCAGCCAUGGCCAUAGCCAGCCUUCCUGACAGCUGAUCGUAUGCUGAGCCCCUGGGUAGCAGGGCCAGUGCUGCCUCAUGGCUGCUCUCAGAAGACCAGCCACCUUGCCACUUGCCCCCUUUGCUAUGUGAAUCUUCCCGAUCUCUGAGGACUCCUCCCAGUCACCCCUCACUCAUGGCCCCAGUUCCUGCUUUCAGGGGGCUCUUUCUCUGCCAGGGGUAUCUCCCUUCUUUUGGCCCAGGAGCUGAGUGUCUGCUCUUUCCUGGCGCACUCACAGCUAUCUACUUUCCUAAUUUAUGUUCCCAGUUCCA